Messenger RNA from Mucor mucedo, 1555 nucleotides. RefSeq lists its product as uncharacterized. Gene Ontology annotation, molecular function: ubiquitin protein ligase binding; protein-macromolecule adaptor activity. The transcript is spliced from 2 exons. The coding region runs from base 97 to 1449 and encodes 450 amino acids. Gene Ontology annotation, cellular component: cytoplasm; cytosol; plasma membrane. Gene Ontology annotation, biological process: ubiquitin-dependent endocytosis. The record is from RefSeq and is a predicted model, not a curated record. NCBI's taxonomy places the organism in Eukaryota, Fungi, Mucoromycota, Mucoromycetes, Mucorales, Mucoraceae.
CCCGAUGAUGGUUUUAAAAAAGGUUUUUUUUUCUUCUUCUUCUUCCUUCUUCUCAACCUUCUUCAUUCAUCAUUCGCUCUACUCACAUCCUAUAAAAUGCCAGUGGUUGCCUUCUUUACAGGAGCAAAGCAGCUCUCAAUUGAUCUUGCCGAACCCGUUGUCAUCCUUCGAGGUAGCUCCAAUGACCCGACAACGCACGUCCUUCAAGGAGAAGUCAAUGUUGUAUUGACUCGUCCCGUAUUGGCAUCUCAAGUUGUCAUUAAAUUUGUUGGUAAAUCCUACAUGAUGUGGCCUGAAGGUAUUGGACCAAAGGGAAAUAAAGUCUAUCAUGAAAAGAUAAUUCAUGAGCAAAACGUCAUUUUACAGACAUUUAUUGAUUGUCCUAAGAAUGAAGGUGUAUUGUCUCCUGGGUUACAUCGCUGGCCUUUCCAAUUUCUCUUGUCAAAUCAGCUUAUUGAGACGAUUGAAGAUGAAAUGGCUAAAGUUUUUUACUAUGUUCAAGCAACCAUUCAUCGUGUCGGUAUGGGAUUACCUAAUUUACGUGCCCGUCGAGACAUUCUUUUACUUCGUACGCCUCACUGGUCUGAUUCAGCAUUGACAGGGAAUUCCCUCCCUACCACGUCCAUUACGUCAGAGCGACGAUUGGAUAUAUGCGAUGCCACCAUCUGCAUUGAAAAAUCCCAUGUAUCUUCAGGCACUCAGUUCCCCAUCUCGCUCUCCCUUUCGCCCAAUGUAAAACACGUUUUCAUCGAAUCCAUUUCUGUGGUCUUGACGGAGAAAAGAGCUUACCGGUUACCAGAGUUCCAGGCCCGUCGGAUUGAAUUGCACGGUUUCAAGGUUACACUAUCUUCCGUCACCAGUUUAGUUGAUCCGGCUCUUACAUCUACACAUGGGUUAGUGACCCAAUUCUCAUUGAAGGAGAUGAGACGUGCUUUGGGCGUGAAAAAUGCUCAUAUCCCUCUCGAUAUGGGUCCCUUUCAACAUCGACUUAAUUUCACUUUACCUAAUUGUGUGCACUUGAACCAUACCUCCACCUUUUCAGAAAUCGAUAUCAGCCAUAGUCUUAAGAUUCAUAUCGAACUUACUUCACCCAAGGACGGUGAUGCAUCUUCUAGAACUCAUAUCCGUUUAGAAACACCCAUCACGAUUCUAGACUGCAGAUUGAAAGAGGACUAUAAUGCAUUACCCACUUACGAAGCAGCUGUUUUACACGACCCAAUUAUUGACGAAAAGGACCAGGAUUCGGGUCAUCCUACUGGUUUCUUUGCCUGCCCUUGUUACUUGGAGUACAAAAAGAAAAGAAAUUGCAGUAAGAAUGAUUGGAUGAAAAUUCGAGAUGAAGUCCAUCGUCCUAGUCCACCGCCAAGUCCUACAGAAGAUCAAUCCUUUGAAGAUAUGGUGACACCUCCUCCUUCAUAUGACUCCAUCGGAGCAAAAAAUUGGUAUUAAUCCAUCCCUCCCCCUCCAUUCACUCAUUGCAUCAUUAGACACCUACAUUGUAAAUACAUUUCUUAAAAUAAAAAAACUAGCAUCUAGAUUACGUAAAAAGAAAAAA